Heterocephalus glaber (naked mole-rat) is the source of this 3040-nucleotide messenger RNA. RefSeq names its product mucin 13, cell surface associated (gene Muc13). Lineage: Eukaryota; Metazoa; Chordata; Mammalia; Rodentia; Bathyergidae. The record is from RefSeq and is a predicted model, not a curated record.
AAAGCACAGAGCCACCAGUCAAACAAGGAAGAAGUUUAUAGUAGGUCCGUUUCUUCUUCUCAGUGCUUGUAUCCUUGAUUCUCUUUCUCUUAGGGCUUCAAUCUACAGUGCUGAUUAGAGAGAGGGAGACUGCUUUGCACCUUGCUGUAGUGCACACUCACUAUUUGGCAGUGUAUUUGGUAUCAUAUGCCCAUGUUUCCCUCUGUCUGUUCCUCUUUGUUUCAUUUUCCUGUGGACCAUGUGUGUUCAGCCCUAAUCAUGCCCACUAUGACGCCAACUGCUGACUCCUUGGCCCUCCCUGGGAGUGGCCCAGGCUCUGUCUUGUUGGUUACUGCUCUUCCCAGGCACAGGGACCAGUACACACCCCUCUGUCUCUCUCAGAGUAAAAGUCAUUUAAUGGCUAAGAGACCCACCCUUGCUGUCCAACAGAUAGUGACAACUCACUAUUUCAGAUGUUACUCGCUCUACCCGUGGUUAGCUCCAGAUUCCUAGACCCUAAAAGUGAUCGUCCACAAUUUUCCUCAGUAUCUUUUAACAGGACAUUGUUUUUGCCGUCCCUUUCCUCUGAGCACACAUCAAAUACAGAUCUCUGACACUGUCUUCUAGCUCUCGGCCUCUACAUUUGGGUCCCAAUUGUGGAGACAGAACAGUGGGUCAGGAUGAGGGCUGGGAAUCUUGGAGGUUUGAAUCUUGGCCCAUUUGUUCAGUUCUACAAGUGACAGUUUCAUUUUAUUUUUAGCACAUCUCCACAGCAAGCAAGAUCUGUAUCAAUUUCUAUAAGAGUCGUAAACAUUUUUGCACAAAAUACAACUGAAAAUGAGAUGUCUGUAUAUAAUAACAUUAAGGAAGAAGAGAAAAACUCAAGUAACAUUUCAAGAUAUAUACAGCAAGAUCAGUGUGACUAUUAUGGUUGUGAAAAUAUUCAUCAAGAUAACUGCAGCAAUAUUAUAAAUUGCCAGUGUAAAGAUGGGCUGGAGAGACCUUUCUUACAGUCCCCCUUCUGUCUUGCUUUACAGUGUUCUGAACACUGCAAACCAGAGAACAACAAGCAAUGCUUAAAGAAGAGCACUGGGGAACUGACGUGUGCAUGCCUACCGGGCUACAGUAAGACUCUUAACAACAACUGCCAAAAGUGUCCAUUUGGCUACAGUGGAAUGGACUGUGAAGACCAAUUUCAGCUGAUCCUCACUAUUGUGGGCACCAUUUCAGGCGUCCUUAUUCUCAGCUUGGUGAUUGGCUUGGUCAUCUUGAUGAGUUCAAAGAACAGAAAGAAGAACAUCGAAGAGCAGAACUUGAUCGAGAAUGACUUCCAGAAUCUGCAGCUACAGCAGACUGGGUUCAGCAAUCCAGGAGCUGAGGGGAACCUCUUCCCCAGGGUCAAGACCAGUGCCUCCAGAGACCACCAAAAUCCCUACAUAGGCCAGUAAAGCGCACCUGGCUCUCUGGCUAGAAUGGUGAAAAUUUGGAGCCUCCACAGCACUAGCCCAAUGUACAAGCUACUAUUUUGAGUGUUUAGAAGGACUUGGAGAAGCAUGCAUGGGUGCAGACCCGACCACCUGACACCUGCUGGCCUCUCAGAACAGAACCUCUGAAUGGUGCAAGGAACUUGGGUCUUACUAAAGAAGCAUCUAUGGGCCAGGGAUUUAGCUCAGUGGUUCCGCUGCCUGCCUCCCAAGCACAAGGACCGGAGUUUGAUCCCCGGUACAAAAAAAGGAGAAGCAUCUAUGAAGUCAAAUGCGCACAAACGCUGUUAGCACUUGUAGGAUAGGUGAUUUUUCUCUGAUCAGUACAAAGUACUCAGACAAUGGUUAGUUUUGUUUUGGUUUGGUUUUGUGUUUUUUCCUGGUAGGGCAACACCAUCUGCCCCCUAGAGGAGAGUCCCCAGCAGUACUGUACUCAUCCCCGGAAGAAUGUUGUUCUAUAGUUGACAGCUAGGAGAUGUGUGGCCUAAUCCUCCUGGGGACCUGACCCACAAGCUGUGGAGCGCCCAGGAAAGGAAGAACAUACCAGCCUUUAAGUCCACUCUCCGACAGGUGAGAAUAGGGACACUACAUCUGUCUCUCCCACAUGCUUUGAACUGCUGGGAGCUUGUGACCUGGCCUUACCCGGAAGAGACAGGAAAGCGAAAUGUCUUUCGGUCUUCAGGACUUACUGGGGAGAUGGAAACUUCUUGAUGUUAACGAUAAGAACUAGAACCAGGCAAGGUGCUAUAUCCCUGUAAUCCCAGCUACCUGGAAUGCUGAGGUAGGAUGACUGCAAAUUCAAGGCCGGGCUAGGCAAUUUAUUGUGAUUCUGUCUCAAAAUAAAAUUAAAAGUUCUAGUGAUGUAGCUUAGUGGUAGAACACUCACCUAGCAUGCACCAGGCUUCUGGGUUCACUCUCCACUACUGCAAAAAAAAUAAAUAAAAGAAAAUGUGGACUAGAGAUGUCUAGAGUAGGGUACAUUCUAGAGCUUUUGAAAUGCUAGUUGAUAGGAGAGGUAGGAAGAAAACACAUGACCAAAGGUAGGAGAGAGGCCAAAAGUUGUGCUGAGAAGACAAGUAACGGAGGAGGGAGCAGGCUCCACCUUCUGCCAUGAGCUACCCUCCUCUGUAAGCAAAGGGACCCUUCCUCCAGCGCAUGCCCUUCCACGACCAGGGCUAAGGAAAGGAUAUAAAACAGGAGUCAGCUCAAGGACACUUUGAAAUCACAGGCCUUUUGUUCAUGGUGGCAGGGAGCUUGUGCCCAGAGCCCAGGGGUCCUGAACGUUUGUUGCAGUUUGCAGAUUUAUUUCACCAGGGACCCAGCCUGUCCUGGUGACAGAGGCUUAGCUGUGGCCCCCAGCAUACCCAUGAUUGGGGCCACCACAUCCAGCAGGCUUUUAAGUGUAAAUAGUAUGCUUGGAUAUGUCUAAUGUCUGGUCCCCUUGAAGGUAUUAUUUUUGUUAUUAUUAUUUGUUGUUGCAAUAAAAUGUCUUUGAUAGAUGCAUUCCUUUCUUAUGCUUUGGGAUUUUGGUGAUGUACACAGCAACUAGUCUCUCUUUUAUAUUUUUUAUUUUUCCA